UUUUGUUUUGAUAAAGUCUAAAAGCUGUGAACUCACUUAGGGUGACUGUGUCAUUAAUGCGGAAACUGCACAGAACUUUCUGUACAUCUCUUGCGUGAAGGAAGCCGUUUCCCUUGACGACUACUUGAAAGGACUCUGAGAUGUGUAAAAAUAAUAUAUAAACAAUACAAUACAAAUAAACAAUAGUGUGCAAUUGACUGACUAAUUCAUAUUAUUUACCUCCUUCACAGAUGCUUGACGGUUCUACAGCAAGGAUCUCAAUACAUGAUCUUUUAAGGAUCUAUUUGCUUUUUGGGGUGAUAUUGCUCUGGAUGAGGACGACAUCAGCAUGUUGAAAGCUUUUCAGAAAACAGCUGAUUUUCAGCACACUGUAUUGAACCAAACCAGCUCGAAAAAUGGGACUGUUCCUAGUAACAGGAGCAAGAGAGCAAACAUAUUCCCUGCACAUCGUAGGAGGAGGGCAGCAACCUCCAGACCUGAGCGAAUCUGGCCCGAUGGCAUCAUCCCAUAUGUAAUCAGUGGAAACUUUAGUGGUAGUCAGAGAGCUAUUUUCCGUCAGGCAAUGCGUCAUUGGGAGAAAUACACUUGUGUAACAUUCAUUGAGAGGACAACUGAAGAAAGCUAUAUCGUGUUUACCUACAGACCUUGUGGAUGUUGCUCAUAUGUGGGGAGGCGAGGAGGAGGCCCUCAGGCCAUUUCCAUAGGAAAGAAUUGUGAUAAGUUUGGUAUAGUGGUGCAUGAGCUUGGUCAUGUGGUGGGCUUUUGGCAUGAACACACACGUCCAGACCGAGAUGAGCAUGUGAGCAUCAUCAGAGACAACAUCCAGCCAGGUCAAGAAUAUAAUUUCUAUAAGAUGGAGCCAGGGGAGGUGGACUCACUUGGAGAGGUAUACGACUUUGGUAGCAUCAUGCAUUAUGCAAGAAACACGUUUUCCAGAGGCAUUUUUUUAGACACAAUACUUCCUCGUUAUGACAUCAAUGGAGUAAGACCGUCAAUUGGACAAAGGACUAAACUUAGCAAAGGCGAUAUUGCACAAGCUCGCAAACUUUACAAAUGUGCAAAGUGUGGAGACAACUUACAAGACAGUAGUGGGAACUUCUCCUCUCCUGGUUUUCCCAAUGGCUAUGCAGCAUACGCUCACUGUGUCUGGAGGAUCUCUGUCACACCGGGAGAAAAGAUUAUUCUGAACUUCUCCUCCAUGGACUUGUUCAGGAGUCACUUGUGCUGGUAUGACCAUGUGGAAGUGCGUGACGGUUUCUGGAGAAAAGCUCCCCUCAAAGGACGUUUUUGUGGAGAAACACUUCCAGAUUCAAUUACUUCAACCGACAGCCAACUUUGGAUUGAAUUUAGAAGUAGUAGCAACUGGGUCGGCAAAGGUUUUUCUGCUGUUUAUGAAGCCAUUUGUGGAGGAGAAGUUAAAAAAGACAAUGGUCAGAUCCAGUCUCCAAAUUAUCCUGAUGACUACCAGUCCAACAAAGCAUGUGUGUGGAAGAUCUCAGUGGCAGAAGGAUUUCAUGUGGGUCUGUCCUUUCAGUCAUUUGAGAUUGAGAGACAUGAUAGCUGCUCCUAUGACUAUGUGGAACUGAGAGAUGGUGCAUCAGAGGAAAGCCCUUUGAUUGGACGUUUCUGUGGCUAUGAAAAACCAGAUGACAUUAAAAGUAGCUCCAACAAGCUCUGGCUUAAGUUUGUGUCUGAUGGGUCUGUCAACAAAGCUGGGUUUUCAGCCAACUUUUUUAAAGAGAUGGAUGAGUGCUCUAGACCUGAUAGAGGCCAGUGUGAGCAGCGUUGUCUAAACACACUCGGCAGCUAUAGGUGUGCCUGUGACCCUGGCUUUGAGCUGGCACCGGACAAGCGCAGCUGUGAAACAGCUGCUUGUGGUGGGUUCCUGACAAAGCUUAAUGGUUCUCUGUCCACUCCUGGUUGGCCCAAAGAGUACCCUCCCAGCAAGAACUGUGUGUGGCAGCUGGUGGCUCCCAUUCAGUACCGCAUCACACUGGUGUUUGACGCAUUUGAAACUGAGGGGAAUGAUGUUUGUAAAUAUGAUUAUGUAGAGGUGCGCAGUGGUCUGAGUUCAGAUUCAAAACUUCAUGGAAAGUUUUGUGGCGCAGAGAAACCAGAGGUUAUCACCUCUCUGCACAACAACAUGAGGAUUGAGUUCAAGUCUGACAACACAGUGUCUAAGAGAGGGUUCAGUGCUCACUACUUCUCUGAUGUGGAUGAGUGCUCCAAAGAAAAUGGAGGAUGUCAGCAUGAGUGUGUAAAUACAUUUGGAAGCUACAGUUGUCAGUGCCGCAGUGGGUUCAUGCUGCAUGACAAUAAGCAUGACUGCAAAGAAGCGGGCUGUGACCAUGUCGUAAACAGUGUUUCGGGAAUUAUCAGUAGCCCCAACUGGCCAGGCAGAUAUCCCAGCAAGAAAGCCUGCACAUGGUCUAUGUCCUCUACUCCAGGCCACCGCAUCAAACUUAUAUUCAAUGAAAUCGAUAUGGAGGCCCAUCUGGAAUGUGCUUAUGAUCACUUGGAGAUUUAUGAUGGCAGAGAUGUCCGUUCUCCAAGUUUAGGCCGAUUUUGUGGCACUAAGAAGCCUUCCCCGGUCAUCUCAAGUGACAAUAAGAUGUUUCUACGUUUUUUUUCUGACAACUCAGUGCAAAAGCGAGGCUUUGAGGCCUCCUAUAGAUCAGAAUGUGGAGGAAGCCUAAAAGCUGAGGUCAAGACCAAAGACUUGUUCUCUCAUGCCCAGUUUGGAGACAACAAUUACCCAGGAGGAGCAGACUGUGAGUGGGUGGUGUCUGCUGAGAAGGGCUAUGGUGUGGAGGUUAUCUUCCAAGUGUUUGAGAUAGAAGAAGAAGCUGACUGUGGUUAUGAUUAUGUUGAACUGUAUGAUGGGGCAGACACCAAGUCUCCAAGGCUGGGCCGCUUCUGUGGAUCGGGAGCCCCAGAGGAGAUCUACUCAGCCGGAGAUGCCAUUAUUUUAAAGUUUCAUUCAGAUGACAGCAUUAGUAAAAAAGGCUUCCAUGUACAGUAUACAAGCACAAAGUUCCAGGACACUUUGCAUGCAAGCUAAACCUAUCGUCAACCUAAAAUGAGACUUGGACCCUAACAUUAAGUGGGACACACCCAGCUGCAGACAAGGAGUCGAAGUAUGGACCGAUUGAAACCACAGACACCAACCCAAAUACUUCACAUUCACUUCUGGAUCAGUGAACUCCAGCCUUGUGUAGCAUAGGACUUUAGACAAUAGUGAAAGUUUAAAACAGAGUAUUGUUUUAAACUGCCAAGACAAAUAUGGGAUAUGCAGUAGUGUAUUAUAUUGAUGAUGUAUAAAGUAAUUUGCCUAUUUUUGUUUCCUUUCCAUGCCACUGAUUUGGAAUGCACAAUUGGUCUGAAAAAUCAUAACUAUAGAGAUUAAUAAUGUCAUGUCAGUUUCAAUGUGUUUUGUUUUUUGUUCAAAAUGUUACUCUUUCAAAAGAGUGUAUAUUUUCUGCUUUAACCAGCUGAGCUGAUGUCUAAAGCCCCAUAAACAGAUUAGAUUAAUGUUGUAUAACUCCAUAAAGCAAA
Molecule: messenger RNA, 3555 nt
Organism: Boleophthalmus pectinirostris (great blue-spotted mudskipper)
Lineage: Eukaryota; Metazoa; Chordata; Actinopteri; Gobiiformes; Gobiidae
Product: bone morphogenetic protein 1-like
Exons: 20
Coding region: 329-3061 (910 amino acids)
Biological process (GO): proteolysis
Molecular function (GO): zinc ion binding; metalloendopeptidase activity; calcium ion binding
Source: RefSeq, a predicted model, not a curated record